AUGACCGGACAAUCGACACCAACACAGACGAGCGCAUCAGUUCCAUCGCCCAUAGUAACAACUACGCGUCUGAUAGUCCGUUCUAUGCGUCUUGAAGAUGCCUCAAACACAAGUCUCCAUGCAAAUGACCCACUGAUCGCUCAAUACAUGAGGAACACCUUUCCCAACCCAUAUACACGUUCCAGUGCCGAGCAAUGGAUCAACAUGAACCUCGUACUUCCAUAUCAACAUCAUUUCGUCAUCUGUGAGCGGUCAUCUCCAGAUGUCGCUAUUGGGGGUAUCGGUUUGAAACUAGGCAUGGAUGUGUACGCGCAUACUGCGGAAGUUGGUUUCUGGAUUGGAAAGUCAUUUUGGGGAAAGGGGUAUACGACAGAAGCGCUGGAAGCCUUCACAACAUGGUCAUUUGAGAGCUACGAGAACAAUGGACAGCGAUUGACGAAGCUUUACGCCGGCGUAUUUUCUGGUAACGUGGGGAGCAUGCGAUGCUUCGAAAAGAAUGGAUAUGCGCUCGAAGGUGUACUGAAGGGUCAUAUUGUGAAAAAUGGUGAGGUCAAGGAUGAGCACAUGUUUGGGAUGACAAAGUCCAAUUGGGAGAGAAGGAUGAAUGAGGGUACCAAGACCUGA
This is a messenger RNA of Alternaria burnsii, 624 nucleotides long. Its product is annotated as acyl-n-acyltransferase. The transcript has a single exon. The coding region runs from base 1 to 624 and encodes 207 amino acids. The record is from RefSeq and is a predicted model, not a curated record. Lineage: Eukaryota; Fungi; Ascomycota; Dothideomycetes; Pleosporales; Pleosporaceae. Gene Ontology annotation, molecular function: acyltransferase activity, transferring groups other than amino-acyl groups.